Oncorhynchus mykiss (rainbow trout) is the source of this 2669-nucleotide messenger RNA. RefSeq names its product nectin-1-like. The record is from RefSeq and is a predicted model, not a curated record. Gene Ontology annotation, biological process: protein localization to cell junction; homophilic cell-cell adhesion; heterophilic cell-cell adhesion. Gene Ontology annotation, cellular component: adherens junction. Lineage: Eukaryota; Metazoa; Chordata; Actinopteri; Salmoniformes; Salmonidae.
AACGUCACCGAUUCGGGUUUGACUCCGGGCUUGUCAGCUAGGUUACAUUACGCCAGGUCAGGUUGUGGCGUCUAUGUGGGGGAAAUCCGCAUAGCGGGAUUGCAUGCUGUUUUAUGAAAGAAUACCUAGUAUUUUUGUCGAAUAAACUACCGGAUACAAAUCUGCUCUGAGUCCACGGAGGGAGUAAAAACAUAUACAAAUCCUGAUUCCAUUGCCGGCAGAAAGAGGGAACUUCGGCUUUUGUUUUGUUCUAAAAAAACAAGUGAAGAAGACCUUUGCAGAUCUGUCUGUUGGAUAUGAUCUGAAUUGUAACGAGGCAAAUCAUUUUGAACUAUCCAUUGUGUUUCAUGGAACUUGCCAUUGGGGGCAUCGAGCACCUCCCGCCCCUUCGCCUCUAUCCCAAAAUACUGGAGGCUAUAGCAAUAGCAGUGACGACCUGCAGCAUUGGAUGAGACACGGGAUCCAAGGUACACUUGACCACAAUAGAAACCUGUUUUGGACGAUUUCUGCUCCCCCGCAUCGUUUACCUAACUCCGUUAGAUAGGUACGCAUCAUCUCGUUUGUUCGGUUGUGCGUAAACAAAGCUCCUUGGAUAUCUUCGGCAGAUCUCAACGCCAAUCUACCGUACGGACACCGAUUCGUGGUGCGUAGUUCAAAAGCUACUGGUCGUUGGAAUAACUACAGUCAGUCAAUAAUUGAUGCUUUCCACGUCGGCUCAUUAGCUUGAAACUAGUUCCAAAUCGGCAUCGGUUCUGAAGGUAACGGCGUAUUCCCAACAUACCUGGUCCAAACCAUUUGGAGUGAAUUGAUCCAGUCCACUAAGGGGAAGCUAUCAGAGAAGUUCCGGAGAGUUGAAGCGCCGUGGCGAUGUUGGCGAGUGUUUGGAUUGUCCUCCUGGCUGUGAACAUAGAAGCUGGAGAUGGACAGAGUGUCCAGAUGGACUCCAUUAAGUCAGGCUUCGUGGGCUCCCAGGUGGAGCUGCGUUGUAUCUUCGUUAAUUCCAACCCUCCAGUCAAGAUCUCUCAGGUGACGUGGCAGAAGUUCCUGAACGGCACCAAACAGAACGUGGCCAUCGCCAACCCGUCGCUGGGGGUGUCCGUGCUCCCGCCCUUCAAGGAGAGGGUGACGUUCAAGCAGGCUGCGGUCCGCCACCGCACCCCGUCUCUGGAGGAUACCACCAUCAUGUUCUCCAACCUGAGGCUGUCUGAUGAGGCCGCAUACAUCUGCGAGUACACCACCUUCCCUGCUGGGAACCGAGAGAACAUGGUCAACCUCACCGUGUUUGCUCGACCUCAGACCCGAAUGACCUUGACCACGCCCACCAUCGUGGCCCGCCCCCAGAAGCGGAAGAUGACCGUGGCGACCUGCCUCUCGGCUAAUGGAAAGCCUCAGAGUGUGAUCAAGUGGGACACGAGGCUGAAGGGCGAAGCCACGUUCCAAGAGACGCAGAAUGCCAACGGCACGGUGACCGUUAGGAGCAACUAUGUGGUCGUGCCGAGCAGAGAGACACACAAACAGAAACUCACCUGCAUCGUAACCUACAACAACGAGAGGAUUACAGACAGUGUCGUGCUCAACGUGCAAUAUGAACCUGAGGUGAAGAUCGAGGGCUUCGAUGGUAACUGGUACCUGGACCGUCAGGAUGUCAGCCUCACCUGCAAUGCUGACGCUAACCCUCCUGUUACCGUCUACCAGUGGAAAGUGUUGAAUGGAUCUCUUCCCAGCACCGUGGAGAUUCUUAACAACUCUCUGAUCUUCAAGGGCGCGGUGACCUAUGAGCUAGCUGGGACGUACGUGUGUGCUGCCACCAAUGGGAUUGGGACUCGUACUGGUCUGGUCCAGGUUAAUGUUACUGAAUUCCCUAACAACCCACCACCUGGGGGCCCUGAGAUCCCGCAGGAGCAGCACAAUGCGGGUGCCGUCAUCGGGGGCGCCGUGGGCGGGGUCGUCCUGUUAGCGGCGGCCGCCACCCUGCUCUUUAUGUUCCUGCGCCGCCGCCAGCGCACCUUCAAGGGCGACUACAGCACCAAGAAGCAGGUGUUUGGGAACGGCUACAGCAAGGCCGGGGGCCUGCCAGCCCACCCUCCCAUCCCCAACAACCUGCAGUACCCAGACGACUCAGAUGACGAGAAGAAGCCUGCCCAGAUCGCUGUGACCGGAGGGUUCGAGGCAAGCGAGCGUGAUUUUGAUGGAGAUGCGGAGGACUUGAAGAGGCCCUAUUUCACGGUGGAUGAAGGAGAGAGCAGAGAUUACGACGAACGGACUCUUGCUUUCCAGUACGACCCCGAGACGGAGAUCGCCGACGAUAUGGUGUCCCAAACCGAUGGCUCUGUCAUUUCAAAGAAAGAGUGGUAUGUGUAGGGGACACAAACAACCAAACCAACCAACCGACCUCCCGUCUCACUCUCCUACCCUUCCCCUACCACCACCACUACCACCCCCUCACCUCCAUUAGUCAACCCCAUCCCGCCUUGCAUCUCAGACAUUCAGUCCAGUGCCCCUCCAAACCCCCAACCCCAUCAGAACCCAGUCAAUUAAAACCAUGUUUUAAAAAAUGCACUAUCAAGUCCUAAGGAGCAUGCAACAACAUCAAAAUGUCAACAACAACAACACAUCAAAAUGUCAACAACACAUCAACAACUACAUUGCAUCAACAUGUCAACAACAAC